UGUUAGUAAAUGUACAAAACAGUAUUAGCUACUAAUAAUUGUUUAAAAUAAAACAAUAUUUGAUAAAAAGAUUCACAAAUUAAAUUAUUACUGAUAAUACUAAAAUUAAAUUUUUAAUAAAAUAAGCCAAAAUAAUACCAGUUAAAUAAAACAAACAUGAUAGUGGAUAAUUUUGUUUUUAUUCUAAAUAUCAUUGUAGCCACCAUGCGACAUGUUACACUUUGGAUCCGGACAAUAAUUUUGACUCGCAAACAAAGGGAACAAAGUUUCAUCAAGGGUGUUUUAUCAAUGGAAGACGGUCUAGAUUUCACCAUGGACUAUUACGAUGGAUUAAAAACUAUGAGACCAGUUAACAAUUCAUCAAAACUUAAAUUGCUAGAAAUCGGAGGUGGCGUUGGGAGAUUAUUUGCAAAUUACCCGGAUAAUUGUCAAUGCUAUGCUUUAAAUUGUAACAGACUUUUGGAACCAUAUUUCCGACAAAAUAUUUCCAAAUACCCGACCCUUGAGUUCAUGGACUAUAUCGUCGGAGAUGUGGAGGAUAUGUACCACAUCGGCGACAACUCUAUGGAUGCCGUCAUUUGGUGUUCGGUCUUAUGUUCGGCCAAUAGUCCGACGAAAGCACUGAAGGAAGUCAUGAGAGUCUUGAAACCGGGUGGACACAUAUACUUUAGCGAACACUGUUUGUACCCUGAUGAUAGUGUUAAGCACUUAGUACUGCAAUAUUUCCAACGCUCAAUGAAUGGCAUGCAGCGAGUGAUUGGCAACGGAUGUCAAUUGACUCGCAAAUCAUGGGUUGAUAUCGAAAGGUCCGGUUUCCGUGACCUCACUAUUAUACACGUGGUUCGCGACGACCCACGCGCUGUGCUCUUCAACUCCUGGAUAUUUGGACAUGGAGUUAAGCCACAAUAGACCUUGGUAGUUGUCAAUGAUAUUAAUCGAGAAUGUAUAUUAGAUAAUAAAUUUUUGAUGGAUUUAGAUUUUAAUUAAUAUUAUGUCACACUGUGUGACCAACUCGGUAUAUAGUCAUUAGUAG
Oppiella nova is the source of this 1033-nucleotide messenger RNA. Lineage: Eukaryota; Metazoa; Arthropoda; Arachnida; Sarcoptiformes; Oppiidae. The record is from the annotation of a GenBank genome assembly.